Molecule: messenger RNA, 3418 nt
Organism: Triticum urartu
Lineage: Eukaryota; Viridiplantae; Streptophyta; Magnoliopsida; Poales; Poaceae
Source: RefSeq, a predicted model, not a curated record
CAAUGUAAGAACGAUAAUGCUACACUUACGGACCGCUGCUACGGACCAAGCGAUACGCGCUGAUGUGGAAACGUCCACGUCAUCCCCACAGCCCACCCCUCUCGAGCAGAAAACAGCAGAAAAAUUACUCACGCACAACAGCCAGACCGUCCGCCUUCUUCUACCUCGAAAGAAAAGAACAGCCUGCCGCCUCCUCGUUUUCCAGACGGGCCGCUCGGAUUCCCUCGCUCCACAUUGAACAGAUGGCCGCUGGGAUUCUAGGUCAGGCGGCGUCGUUGUCGCAGCAGGUCGUAGCCUAAACUGCUGUCGUGGCAGCCGGUCACCGUCGAAGCUUGAGGACUGAAGGAGCUGCUGUCGUCGCAGCUGCUCACCGUCAAAGCUUCGACAACGUGGAUGACGCUGGGGGUGGAGCUCUUGUGUGCCUGGGCGAGCUCGGGGACUAGAGGAGAAAUGGAUGAUGGAACUGGUGGUGUUCAAGAAUCAAGUGACAUGUCGAUUUCAAGCGAUGAUGACACCAAUAAGCAACGGAAUGAAAGCAAUGUGGAACUUGAACAUGACCUUGGUGAAGCUCAACCAGAUGCCUUACUUGGAGACCCUAAAUUGGGGAUGACCUUUGAUACUGAGAAUGAGGUGCGAGAGUACUACAACAACUACGCUAAAGCAAAGGGCUUUGGUGUGACAAGAAGAAGCUCAAACAAUGAUGAUAAUGGACAGCUGAAGUAUCUUACACUUUCGUGCUCUCGGUAUGGUAAGACUCAGUCCAGAUCAAGAAAUAUGUUGAAACCAAAUCCAACAACCGGGUUAGGAUGUAAAGCUAAAAUCAAUAUUAUCCGUGGUCCUGAUGGGAAGUUUCAUCUUUCAACUAUCAUUUUAGAUCAUAAUCAUACAUUAAGUCCACACAAGUCUCGGUUAUUCAGAUGCAACCAAAAGUUAGACUUCCAUGUGAAGCGAAGGCUUGAGCUGAAUGACCGGGCUGGAAUUCGAGUAAACAAGAAUUUCAAUUCUUUUGUUGUGGAAGCAAAUGGUCAUGAGAACCUAACUUUUGGUGAGAAGAAUGCUCGCAAUUUUCUAGAGAAAACAAGAAGGUUGAAACUUGGCAGAGGUGAUGCUGAAGCGGUUCGUGAUUAUUUUGUCAAGAUGCAAUCCGACAACCCAAAUUUUUUCAGUGUCAUGGACCUUGAUGAUGAAUCUCGACUAAGGAAUGUCUUUUGGGCUGAUGCAAGAAGUAGAGCAGUGUAUGACUCUUUUCAUGAUGUCGUUAGUUUUGACACAACAUAUUUGACGAACAAAUAUGAUAUGCCUUUUGCUUGUUUUGUCGGAGUGAAUCAUCAUGGACAAUCAGUUUUGCUUGGAUGUGCUCUAUUAUCAAAUGAAGAUACCGAAACAUUUGUUUGGUUAUUUCAAGCAUGGCUCACAUGUAUGUCAAAUCUCCAUCCAAAAGCUAUUGUAACCGAUCAAGCAAAAGCAAUUCAGAAUGGUGUGGAAAGAGUUUUUCCAGAAUCUCGAUAUAGAUGGUGUUUGUGGCAUAUAAUGAAGAAGAUACCCGAGAAGUUUGGUGGAUAUGAUGAGUAUGAUCACAUUAAGGCUGCUAUUGGCAAGGCAGUUUAUGAUUCAUUAACAAUUACAGAGUUUGAAGUUGCUUGGAUGCAUAUGCUUGAGAAGUAUGAUCUUGGUGAUAACGAAUGGCUUAAAGGGCUUUACCGCCAUAGGCACCGAUGGGUUCCAGUAUUUGUGAAAGAUGCCUUUUGGGCAGGUAUGUCUACUACACAACGUAGUGAGAGUAUGAAUGCCUUCUUCGAUGGGUAUGUUAAUGCAAAAACUACAUUGAAGCAUUUUGUUAGCCAAUAUGAGAAUGCUCUUCGUGAUAAAGUUGAGAAGGAGAAUAUUGCUGAUUUCAACUCUUUCAAUUCAACCAUACCUUGCAUCACACACUUUGAUAUCGAGAAGCAAUUUCAAUCAAUCUAUACAAAUUCGAAGUUCAAAGAAUUUCAAGAAGAGCUAACACACAAGAUGUAUUGUGAUCGGAAGUUAAUAUAAAAAAAAAGGGCAAUGGAAACAUAUGAAAUAACUGAGGAUGUGCUGAUUGACAAAGAAAAAUGGUGGAGAAAAGAUAUUGUGUACCAUGUACAAUUCAGUGAGGAAGAGUUUGAAGUUAAGUGUCCAUGUCGCCACUUUGAGUUCAGGGGGAUUCUCUGUAGGCAUGUGUUAUGUGUGCUCACUCACAAGAAAAUCAAGGAGGUUCCUCCACAAUACAUUCUUGAUUGGUGGAGAAAAAAUGUGAAAAGAAAACAUAACUUCAUCAGAUGCACAUAUGGCGGCAUGGAAGAUACUCCUGUUGCAAAUCGUUUUGAUAGAUUGUGCAACAGUUUCUACCCAGUUGCAGAGAUAGGCGCCAUGUCAGAUGAUUCAUGCAAUUCAUUGAUUGAAGAUCUCUGCACCUUGAAAAUUAAGUACUCUAGCAACUCAAGUUCUGAAAAUAAUAAGGAUCAGGUUAGUGCACCAAAAGAUCAAUUGCAGGAAGAGGCGCCUUCUGAUGGGAAGACAACAAGUAAAACUAUACUAAGUCCAAUAGCUGUUAGAUGUGUUGGACGUCCUCCUUCAUUGAGAAAAAAAUCCAAGGUUGAUAAGCUUAUUCGUCAAGCAAAUGAAAAGAAGAAGAAAGCUGAACUAAGGGAGAAGAAAAAGGCUGCACAAGAAGAGAAGAAGGCUGCACAAAAGGAAGCUGAACAAAAGGUAUUCUCCCUAUAUUAUGUUUUUAUUCUGUGAAAAUAAUAACCCAAACUCGUGCGUGUUUUCUUACUAAGUAUUUAUUUCAAGCUCGCUCCAUGAAUUUGAAAAAGAAAAUGUCCAAUAAAAAAAGGAAAUCAUCACAGGAUGAUAUUGUAGAACAAGAUGACCAAACUUGUAGUAGCAUGGCUGAGGUAUGCUUAUUUCUCACAUUUUUAUUUCUAGUAAACUCUUAAACAUCCAUGUAAUUUUAUCACUUUCUUUGGAGCAGAAAUCAUUUGACUUGGGCAUUACCAAUGGCGACAUAAAUCCACCCCAAGGAUCAACUACAGUAUCACUUGGAGGUUCAUGGACAAUGGUUAUGCCCCAAAUUCUCAGAGAAUAUACAAGUAUGCUGUUUCAAGUUCAGCAAGGAUCGACUGUAGUGCCUAAUUCUGCAGCAUUACACUUCAAUGAAAAUUAAGGGCUCGACGAUAUGAUGGACCAGAGUUUGGACAUGAUUUACGUAGUUUGAAGAUGUUGGAUGCAAUAUUUUGUAUGAACUUGUCAACUUUAAUGUAAUACCUGAUACCUGAUAGGCACCAGGGCACUAGAAAAGUAGACGGAUUUAUGUUUUGUCAUUUUGUUUCGGCCCAAGGGACUUGAAUUUGUCUCUGUUAUAUGGUUCAAGUAUUAGUUGAUUCCACUUUCA